AUGGAUUUCACAGUGGGCGACAAGGUCUGCGUCUUACCCGGCCGGCAUUUUCAGGAUUUUGCAGCAGGAGAUUCCGGCGUGGUGUCCAUGGUCGACCGCAAGGCCCAGACCUGCCAGGUCUACUUCGACCAUCGGCUUGGCUCCGAACCGCUGAAUGUUGCCUUUCGCAACCUCAGCCGGGUGGACGGAGGCUCCGGAAGUUCCUGGCCGGUGAGCUCGGAGAUCCUUCAGAGGGAGGAGGAGGAGGGCGGAGCUGGGCCCAGAAGGCCCAAAGCCAGAGAGUUGGAUGUUGCGCCGGUGCUGGGCGGUGCCCUGGGCGCAUUGGCCAGUGCUGGCUACUGGGAGGCAGGCUUAGGCUGCGAAGAUGUUUGGAGCUGGAUUCGAGAGGGCUUCUUAAGCGACACUACUCACUCUGGCGGCCAGUGCUCCGGCUCAUUGUGCAAGUUAGCUCUCUCUGCGACCCCGGCUCCCCUCAGCAUGGGCGGUGUUCUGUGGCUGUCCAUCCUGGCCCUGACCCUCGCAUCGGCUGCAGGCCAACAAGCUCAGCAGGAUUGUGAGGGGUGUGGCUUGGACAUGCAGGAGGAUGUCAGCAGCCUCCUGGAGCAUAAGAAGCAUACUGGGGGCGAAGAAGCGGGCAAAGGCUGUGUCGUGACUGGGAAGUACCACUACCCCGUCAUGGCAGGCAUGCGGAUUGAAGUCAGCGAGUGGCAGCAUUGCCAGUCCUACUGCCGGGUCACCGAGGGCUGUCAGUUCUUCUCCUAUUGGCCCGAUCAUGGCUGCGAGCUACAGAGCGGCCCAGGGGAGUAUCGCACGGCGACCUCGGCCUACAGUGGUGUGAUCAGUGGCCCUGCGAACUGCCAGGAUUCUCCACCCGGCGCCAUCAACUUGCUUGACAUGUCCUUCAUGUAUUGUGGCGUGCAUCCUGAUGCAAAGUGUUGCAAGUGUGGGACCUGCUGCCUUCCUUACUGCGACAAUGCCAAGUGGACCCUGCGUGAAGGAUGCAACUACGAGGUCACUGGCUGGUGCCAUCCCAGCUUCCCGCCACCUGUCUGCUUCGACUGA
Symbiodinium sp. CCMP2592 is the source of this 1062-nucleotide messenger RNA. The record is from the annotation of a GenBank genome assembly. NCBI's taxonomy places the organism in Eukaryota, Dinophyceae, Suessiales, Symbiodiniaceae.